Molecule: messenger RNA, 3441 nt
Organism: Astyanax mexicanus (Mexican tetra)
Lineage: Eukaryota; Metazoa; Chordata; Actinopteri; Characiformes; Acestrorhamphidae
Gene: cbln2a
Product: cerebellin 2a precursor
Exons: 3
Coding region: 900-1484 (194 amino acids)
Molecular function (GO): protein binding
Source: RefSeq, a predicted model, not a curated record
GACAAACAGCUAGUUAUAUAGACAGUUAUAUAAUGAUACAGACAAGAGAUUGAUAGAGAGAGAUAGAGAGGGUAAAGAGAGAGGGAGAGAGAGAAGCAGAGAGAGUGAUAAUGUAUGUGAGAGAGGAAAAGAAAGAAAGAGAGAAAAAAGGAAGUGUUAGAGAAAGAGAGGGAGUAAAAUAGAGACAAAGAGAGAGAGAGACAGUGAUAGGGGGAGACUGAAAGAGAGAGAGAAUAGAGAGAGGGAGUGAGGAAUAGAGAAAGAAAGCGAGAGAGAGUGAGAGCUAGAAUAACAGAGCUUGAUAGAGAGUACGAGAAAGAAGAGUGUGAUAGAGUGAUUGAGAGAGAGAGUAAAAGAGAGUGAUAGCGGUCAGAAAGAGAGAGGAAGAGAGAGGGAGAGAAAGAAGUAGAGAGUGAUAAGAGUGUGUGAGAGAGAAUGUGAGAGAGAAUGUGAGAGUGAGGGAGUGAGAUAGAGAGAGAGAAUAGUGUAAGAGAGAGAGCGAGAGAGAGAGGAAAAAGAUAGAGGCAAUGAGUGAGGGAGAAAUAGAGUGAGAGAGGAGAGAGAAAGAGAUAUAGGGAGUGUGUGAGAGAAAAAAAGAGAGAGGGAGAGAGAAGUAGAGAGUGAUAGUGUGUGUGUGUGAGAGAGAGAGAGAAUAAGAGAGAGAGAGAGAAUAGGGAGAUAGAGUAAGAGAGAGGGAGAGAGAGAGAGAGUAAGAGAGGGAGAGAGAGAGUAAGAGAGCAAGAGAGGGAGAGAGAGAGUAAGAGAGCAAGAGAGGGAGAGAGAGAGAGAGAGAGAGGUAAUGAUAGAGGAGGCAGGUGUUCUCUCCUCUCCUCUGAAGCUGCUUCUGCGUUGUUGCGCGCGGGAGUGUUUCCUCCUCCUCGUGCUCUCGCUCGUGCGCCAUGCUCAGGCUGUUGGCGCUCGCGCUGCUGCUGCUGGCGGCUCGGGGGGCUUCCUCCGCGGGGCUGAACGACACUGAGCCGGUGGUCUUGGAGGGAAAAUGUCUGGUGGUCUGCGACUCCAACCCGUCCGGGGACGGCGCGGGGGUCGCGAGCUUCGGGAUAUCGGUGCGCGCCGCCGGAGCAAAGGUGGCGUUCUCCGCGGUGAGGGGGACCAACCACGAGCCGUCCGAGAUGAGCAACAAGUCCAUGACCAUCUACUUCGACCAGGUGCUCGUGAACAUCGGGAACCAUUUCGACCUGAAGGCGAGUGUGUUCACAGCGCCGCGGAGAGGAAUCUACAGCUUCAGCUUCCAUGUGGUGAAGGUUUACAACAGACAGACCAUUCAGGUGAAUCUGAUGCACAAUGAAUACCCCAUAAUCUCAGCCUUCGCGGGUGAUCAGGAUGUGACUCGUGAGGCGGCGAGUAACGGCGUUCUGCUGCACCUGGAGCGCGAGGACAGGCUCUAUCUGAAGCUGGAGCGAGGGAAUCUGAUGGGUGGAUGGAAAUACUCCACUUUCUCUGGCUUCCUGGUGUUUCCACUCUAGUGUCUUCACCCUCUGGAGCCAGGGUGCAUGAUCCUGUGGCUGGAUGUCCACUGUCCUGAAGGUUUCACCUCCAACCCAACUCUACUUCUCCAACUGAGCACUGCUGAACUACUCAGAACACACUGUUUGCACCCUGUGGACUGAAGUCAUGCCCUCAUUUCCAUAUAUUAGGAUCUCCGGGUUUGGAUUACUGUCCAAACUGUUUUGCUGUAUGUGUAUUUUACUCCCAAAUGCCACUGGAUCCUUUGAUUUCCAUGGUUGUUAAUAUAAUAUACUGUAGCAUAAAGCUACAUGCUAAGCUAACUAGGCCUGAGCCUAGUGAUAAUCUAUAUUGCUGUCAUUUAAGACCAAGGCAUUUCAUUAGUCAUUAGUAUAAUUGCAAUGACAAUUUAAUUGCACAUCUUCUUUAAAGAGCAAUAUACUUUUAAUUAUUAAGAAUAUUCAGGCACUGCAAUAUUUGGAAUAUACAAAUGUUUAAAUGAAACAUAAAUAAAAUAAAACCACUGUUUUUAGACAUAUCAGCUCAUUCAAGCAAGUAAACAAAAAUAGGCAAUGUCAGCUAAUCGAUAAUGUAAUUAUUGUGAUAAGCCUAACAUUGCUACCUACCCAACUGACAUCAUAAGUAAAGAAGAUUAGUUUGGUCAAUUUGGCCAUAGUAGAACUGGCUGAGAAAUGGCUAAAAUAACAAAACGAUGCAGAGCUUUCAGUCCUCAAAUAAAGCAAAUAAAACAAGUUAAAAUUCAUAAAGUUUUCAUUCAGAAAUCAAUAUUUGGUGGAAUAACCCUGGUUUUAAUCACAGUUUUCAUGCAUCUUGGUAUGUUCUCCUCCACCAGUCUUACACACUGCUUUUGGAUAACUUUAUGCUUUUACUCCUGGUGCAGAAAUUCAAGUAGUUCAGUUUGGUUUGAUGGCUUGUGAUCAUCCAUCUUCCUCUUAAAUUAUAUUCCAGAGGAUUUCAAUUGUAUAUCUUACUUAUAUUUAACUCUGAUAAUUCAAAUGAUCCAAGACAUUCAUCCUAUAACUUAUAUGCAUUCAUUGAGUUUCCCCCAUAGAGGUGCCAUGCUUAGAAUCAAAGUGCCAAUUGUGGGUAUGAUGAUGACUAGACAACGACUCAUGACUUCAAAGUUAGGUAGUGUAAACUUGGGUUGGAGCUGAAAUUCUGCAGGACAGUCGAUCUAUAGGAGUAAGAUUAGUGAUCACCGCUCUAGAUCAGAAGUUUUCAGUCAAGUCCUAAUGAUUUAUUUUGUUCCCACUUCAAAAGUUCACCUGGUUCAGGUAAUCAAGGGCCCAAGAUGCUCGUUUUCUGUGUCAGGUGGGUUAGGAAAUGGAACAGAAGAAAAAUGUGGAUUGGCUAGUGGCCACCACCAAGGACUGGAUUGAAAACCUGUUCUCCAGACAAUGAGGAUUGAGGAACAACCAGCUUGUGUAUUUCCUGUUGGGAAUAAAACCACAACCAGAGGACUUAUUCCAAAGGAAUUCUCCUGUUCUGCCGUUUAUCAAGAUUAUAACCAGUAUGUACUUUUUAGAUUUUUUUUCUCUGUCUUUGGAUUCAGGAGCAAAAGAAACCUUUCUUCUUCACCCAAAGUGGAACCCAAACUGUGUGUAAAGUGUUGUAAAUGAGCCGUGCUGAAAUGACAAAUGCAAUGUAGGUGUAGGAUGUCGUUUUUAAUCCUUUUUCUUUUUGUAUUCAAGAGCAUAUUUUGCACGGAGUGUGAUUUGUAUAGUGCUUGAUGUCGAUUCUCUAUGAUAUUGUCUACAGAAGUCCAUGUUGAGAAACACAGAGUAGCAUAAAUGGUUUAUUCUUAUCGCCGUUCUUCCACCUAUAGCAAUAUCUUGCAUUUUGAAAUCACUUGAAUGUAAAUAUGAGUAUCAUGCCAUAAACACAAGGAAUGUAACCAUUUUCCAUUUUCUUUGUUUGUUUGACUGAAACUACUGCUGUACUCUCUGGCCACUAUAU